AUCUCACCGUCUCUCUUCCUCGCUCUCUCUCUCUCUUUCCCUCUCCCUCUCUUUCUCUCGCGCGCGUAGCGCCCAAUAAAAUGCCCAUGUAUUUGUGAAAUAUCGUGACCGUGCGCGACCAUCGGCGCGACGACGACGUUCGUUUCGCUGUCCCUUACGACAGAACCAAGAAGAACGAUUGGCGAGGAACAAUAAUGCGCAUACCAGGUGCACCAAGACGGCAGUGCGAGCGACGAUAAUUCAGAUCUCAUAAAAUUGCUGUUAACAUCAUACUGUUUCACGGCCAACAUGAAUAACCCUUAUCGUGCUAGACCAACCAGGUCUCGAGUGGAUCAUUCGGCCGCUUAUGGAGUACAUAAUCAAAAUAUGUGGAUGCCCAUGCCGAGGCCACAAUCGGAUAUUUCGUCGUCAGCAACCAUCCAACAGCAGUCUGUCCCGAAUCAAUCAAAACAAAGCAACAAUACAUGGAAAGAUCCUUGGGAUUGGAAUCUAGACCAGCAAUCAUCGGAUAUUCAGCAACAGCAACAGCAGCAACCGCAGCAGCAACAACAUUACAUACCCUCCUACACGAAUCAGGGGCAAUUGAUAUCCAAUUCUAUCCAGGAUCAUUAUUACGAGAAUCUCAAUAACGACGUAUCCGAUGUACUUAAUCAGAACUCGGUGUCGGGUAGGAACACACCCAGAACAGAGUUCUCGCGUCAGACCGGUCCGAAUUACGCAGAUUCUUUCCCACCAUACACAAACUAUAAUCAAAAUCAGCAGUAUCCGUUGCCGCCUCGGCAGACUUCUGCCAAGGCCGCUGGUUAUGAGCAUCCUCAGUGGACCGACGAGCAGCAGCAACAACUGCCGAAUGUGGCUGCGUAUGCGCAGCAGAGAUUCGCGCCACCGCAGAGCCAAAAGGAGCCGGCAUCGAUAGUGCAUCCGUCGAGCGCGGCGUCGCAUAAUUACAACUGGAACAAGGAUGACUCGGCGAACCUGGCGUCGCAGCGUAACUGGCAGAAUUACACCGACAUGUUAGGUCAUUGGCAAGAUCCCACAAAGGACUUGCAGCCGGUCGACAAUGUGAAUAACAAGUGCGCGCAACCGCCGCUGCCACCGCAAAUGUACAACGCGCCUGCCGACGAGGUUAACAAGGAACAUUCCAUGAACCGGUCGAAUAGGCAGCAGAAUGCCAGUGAAGCGAGCAAUAGACCCACUGUCGCGUCUGGUCAAUGGAACAAUCGCGAGACAGCUGUGACAACCCAUCAGCCAGCGCAAUUGGCACCUAAUGACAUAGACGAGGCGUUCAACUCUUGGCCGCAAUCGCAAGCAGAUUGGAGAAAUAUGCAGAAGGACGUAUAUCCGAAUCAGUGGCUGCAACAGGUGACGGACAAGAAUACAUUCAACGAGGACAUGUCGCAGAACAACAUCGUGGCUGCUCGAUUCGCCGCGAACGACUGGCAGAUCAGCAGCCACCAGCAGAUGCUCGCAACGUCACCGUUUCACUACGUAUCUGCCGUACCAUCUACGACUGUAGAUAAUACUGUACAUACACCUGUCAACAAUGAACAGCAAGAAAACGAAAAGCAAGCGAUGGCAGUCACCGCGAGCACCGCGUCGCCGCACGAUUCGACGACCCCAGCGACGAAACCUAGCGACGUCAAGUCGCCGAUCGUAGGCGACCAUCGCAGUCUCAAUGUGACAACCGAUGAGAUCGCGUCGAAAAAUGACUCACUCUUUUCGAAGAACGUUCUUAGUGAAAACGACGACCACCACGCUUUUCUUUCUACGGUGACGGACGAGUUAUCCAGCAACCUUGGCCAACUUAGUAUCGAAAGCAAAUCGAGCAAGCACACGGCCGAUCACUCGGCCGAGUCAUUGGACGUGUAUUCCAACUCAAUGGAGGGAAGAGGUGCUCAACAUAUAGCUGCCAAUUUUAACGUCACAAACAUCCGAAACAAUUCCAUGCCCGACAAUAUGCCCGUGUUACCGCCGGAUUACGCGGCGAGCAGCGUGGAGAAUUCUCAUUCCGUUGACAGCCAGCCGUCGAUCGUCGCUCAGGAACACUUAAUACCGAAUACAUAUCAGAGUGGUGCUACUAAGAUAACGGACAGCGUCUCGCAAAGCGGGUAUGAUCAGUGGUACAAUCAGAGCGCGUUGCCAACCUCGUUGGGGAACACGUGGUACGCCAAGGAUUACGCGCGUCCACCCAAACAGUGGAAUGCCGAGCAAAAUGUGGAGAACUACGAGAAUAUCCAACAGACGUCAGACUUUGUGAACGUCGAGGUCGUCGCGCCCGCGGCAACCUUGCAAGAACGCGAUAUCUAUGGUUCGCGAGACUCCAUCAACAAGGAAACUCUGGAUAACGAGCCAAAGCCAAGCGCAAGUCCGAAGGAAGCGACGAACAUUCGGGACCUCCGGGAAGAGGCAAGUAACAUCGAGGUGCCGUCGGUGCAGCAACCGGCACGGCCUCAUCCACCUCUGCAGCCGGAACAGAUGCCAGACAAUUAUGAAUUUGCGUCGAACGACAGGAAUACAUUCUUGGAGACUGGUGAGCUAACGGACUCGCAUCAGGAACACGAGCCAACCCCACCGAGUCAGGACGACGAAAAUGACGAAGUGCCUAACGAUAUUCCAUUCCUGCGCGAAGUACCAGGCCAGUCGAGCACCAUUGAUCCACGUAGGAACGAUCCCACUGGACAAGAACAGUACGUGCAGACCGGACAACGGCUGUCCGAUCCCAGGAGGAACGAUCCUUCGGGUCAAGAACAGAGUGUGCAAGUGAGAAACAUAGCCGAUCGGGUGGAACGUCGCGACGUGCCACCAGGACAAGAAAGAAACGUGCCUCUGCUGUUGCGUGGUGACUCGGACACGUUGGAGCGACGGAACGAUCCUUCAGGCAGAGAGCGAUCCUUGCCGCCGCAACAGUCGCGCAACGAUCCGUCCGGAGAGGAGAGAUACCAGUUGCAGUCGCAGAUCAUGCUGGAGCCGAGCGAGACCCGCGAAGUACCCGGCAGGGGCAACGAGCUCGAAGAAGCAGCGCAGCAGACGGACGCGGAACUUCGGCAAAUUCCUGGCGGAGCGUCUUCCAACGACGUCGCGCAGCUACCGGACGACAGGACAGCCGGCCGAUUCGUCACAGGUUCCCAGGAGGUGGUAUCCUCGACGAUGUCCGCGAUGCAGCAAGAUCAAACGGCGGGCGACUCUCGUAGCAAGCGCGAAGAGGCGGUGGGUGCAUCCCAAGGUGAGAGCCAGGGCGUUCCCGGCCCGACCUCGAAUCGUCGAGACUCUUACGAGGAUGAAGACAACGAAGGCUCCGGCAACAGUCGGGAGGACAGCAGGGAGAGACGACGGGAGGCGGCGGCCAGUCCUGACCGUCGGAGAUACGAAUACGAUCGAAAGAACGCCUACUAUGAUCGUGACCGUGAAUACGAGGACGACUACUACUACGAUCGCCGGCGUGCAGCAGGCGACAGUGAUCGUCAGUACAACACCCGCGACGAUUUCGAACGCCGAGACGUCUCGUAUCGGGACGACGACCGCAAACAUCACAGUCGUGAUGAUCUGGACCGACAUGGCAGGGAAGACACGGACAGGAGAGUCCGAGGUAAAGAAGAUCUGGACGAGAGGGACAGCAGGAGAAGGCCGGAUGAUCGCAGAAGGGGGGACGUCGACCCACGUCGUCGAGACAGAGACACGAGAGACUACGAUCCGCGAUUUCUCAGGGAUCCUCGGGACUACAUGGAGCGCGAGAGACGAAGGGAUGACAGACGGCCGCGCAGAUACGAUGAUUAUGAUAUGAGGGAUCCGUACAGAAGAGACUACUACGAUGAUCCUUACGGAAGAAGUUCUAGACCUUCGAGUAGAUCUUCUUACAACGACAGGGACCGUGAAUAUUACAUGCGUGCUAGGGAUCCUUACUAUGCGUAUAACGGAUACGGCGGAUACGAUUACGGCGCUCAUUACGGUAACAAUUAUUACGCGUACCUCGAAAAUCUACGUCGGACGAAUCCUGCUGCCUACUCCGAAUGGUACCAUAAGUAUUACAGCAGUCAACAUCAGCAGCAGCACGUUAGAGGCGUCAGCAAUUAUCCAGAGGACAGAGCCAGUGUCCAUUCGGGUCGUAGUUCUUGCGAUGACAGGACCACCGGUGAUAAACGAACUCCAGGCGAUAUGUCACUGUUGGAGGAUUCUGCAAUUACUUCAGCUCGAGUAACACCGACUAAAUUCUCCACAUCUCACGCAUAUGGAUGUUUCUCUAUUGGAUCCUUGAUACAUGUUCAUCCCAGUUAUCCUGCCGACGGCGAGAGAGCUAAAGUGGACAUUUUCCGCAUAGACAGCCUGCUGUCGUAUGAUCCAAUCGCACGCGAUUUACGAUUGUACCCUGGACCCCUGAUUAAUGGUGUCACGCACAAAAAGACGAUCAUCGAAUAUUGCGAAAAUAAGAUUAAGAGAGCAACAAUGAGCGAGGAAUUGUUCGAUCGCGCUUCAUACAUUCUGCUAUACGAAUUAAUGAUUAUGCUGAUUCAACAGAAUGGGAACGUCGUUGGAGUCGAUAUCGCCACGCUCUUACUGCGUAACAAGGACGCUUAUCCGUACGACAUGAGCAAGCCUAAGUCCCAGGAUGUGGGUCGCAGAGAGUCCUUGAUAUCGCAACGAUCGGGAGCGACGGGUGGCGACGGAAGUACUCAAGAUAUUUCUAUACUUUCCGAUAAAACCGAGACCAAGCAACGAAAAACCAUAGAGCAAGUAACAGACGAGUUUAGAAAUACGUUACUUUAUGGUCUGGUUCAAGAAGCAUUAGAGUACGCGAUGAAUGAAGGACUCUGGGGCCAUGCUCUUUUCUUGGCUAGCAAAUUGGAUAAACGCACACACGCUUCCGUGAUGACUCGCUUCGCGAACAGCCUGUUACCGCAUGAUCCGCUGCAGACUUUGUACCAGCUACAUUCUGGUCGUGUGCCAGCUAUAGUUACGUGCGUCGCAGAUCCACGUUGGGAUGAUUGGCGACCUCACUUGGCCAUGAUUAUCUCCAAUACUUCGGCCAAUCCGGAAGUUAAUCGCCGAUCGAUAACAACCCUCGGCGAUACGUUGUCCACGAGGGGAGACAUUCACGCGGCACACUUCUGCUACAUUCUCGCGCAAAUUGACUUUGGGGCCUACGGAACCAACGGGGUCAAACUCGUAUUAAUCGGCGCGAACCAUAAUAAGCCGUAUUCCGAGUUUCUCACCACGGAAGCAGUUAUGCUAACGGAGAUCUACGAAUACGCUCGGAAUCUUAGCGAUCCGUGCUUUACACUGGUAGACCUGCAGAAAUUCAAGUUUGACCUGGUCGUAAAGAUGGUGGACUGUGGAUUGAUGGAGAAGGCUCUGUUAUAUAUCGAGCAGAUCGCGACCAAUAUCGCAAACGAUGUAUCAAAGUACGAAAGAUCCUUUAUCGAAGCUGUUUAUACGUUGGGCGACCGUAUCAAAUAUCACGAUCCAAUUUGCAAAGAUUCUAUCGAGGAUGCCGCCAAUUUAAUAUGGCUCAAUAAACUGGCGGAGAUAGUUGGAAAAUUCCAGGACGGAGAAAUAGCUGAUGUCGACAAAUAUAGCGCUCGUAUCGAUUCCCGCACUAAUAUGCAAAAUCAAGAGAUUCAAGAGAUGAAGCAACUGCAACAAUCGCAACAGCAGCAGCAACAACAACCGCCGUCGACAAUGUCGCAGCAGCAAUGGAGUGUUCAGUCCGAGUACGGCGAUGGGCCUACGUCGAUGAUGGAAGUCACUUCUGGCGGUGAAGUGAAGUCAGAAUGGCAACCUCUGUCUCUGCCCACAAAUAUUCAAGAAACUUGCGAUCCGAACGCGCAAUAUAUAAGAGGCAUGGACGAAUCCGCUCAAUAUCAGCAACAGUCGCAGCAGCCGGAUUAUUGGAAUCAGCAGUCGUAUUAUCAAGGCAAUUAUGGAAGGAAUGAGUCGUCCACGUCGUCUAACUGGCAGCAACAACCCACGCCAGGCGACCAGGCCGAAGUUGAUAACAUACAACAGCAAAAUAAAUGGAACUAUGAGGAAAGGGAGAGGGAAGACAAAACGCCCACCCCUGAACCUAUGCAGCCGACGAUCUCCAUGACGCCGUCGAUGAGUAAACAGUACGACCCGUUGGAGGAAUUAGACGCGCUCGAGUCGCCAAGAACGAGCGCGAAAUCCGAGACGAAGAAGACUGCCGAGAAAGCGGCCGAGAAGAAGUCCACUAGCAGCGGUAGCUCCUGGUUCGGCGGUUUGUUCAGUAAACUCGCACCAAAGCCGAAAAAUCAAAUGAUAUUGCCGGAUGAUAGUAACCCAACGAUCGUAUGGGAUCCUGUCGCCAAGAAGUGGAUGAACAAAGAUGAGGAUGGCGACAAUGCUGCUACGACGUUGGCACCACCACCGAAGGCAGCCGACGUGAAUUUCCGAGGAUCAGCAAUGGAACGCUGCGGUGCCGGUAGCGGCGGCGUUUCCCAGCCACUUCCACCGAAUGCUCACGAAGAUGCGCCAACGAUGGAUCCUCCGAAAUCGGUUCCUGGUAGCAAUAUGUUCAAGUUGCCAAAAGGCAGGAGUAUGCGCGCUAAUUACGUGGACGUGAUGAAUCCCGGCGGAUCCAAAAAUAGCACUGCAUCGUCCAACAUGCCCACGCCCGUGACGUCUCCGCUCGUACCGAUGGCUACCUCGUCCCCGCAAUUGUUUGUUCCCAUGCCAAUUAAUGAUCCGACUGCUCCUGUGGAUUUCUUAACUCCAGCAACAACGACACCAGCUGGGAACGUCGUCGAAAAUACACCGCAAACACUCUCUCGCUGGAGCUCGACCAGCUCGUUAUCACGAGAGGUGCAGAGUUACACAAUGAGGGAUCCGCGGCUCCUUCAACGGAACAAGGGACCAAUGAUGUUCAAUCCGAGUGACAUGAAGGAUCGUUCGGUGAAGAAUGUGCCAGCUACUAGCAGAUAUCCCCCGCGAUAAUUUUUGCGAUUGCUCACGUAAACGAUUCGUUACUAUUCAAAUUGCUAGAAAUUCUUAUUAUUUCUCAAUCGUGUUUUUAUAUAUUGUGAAUUUUCGUUUCUACGUGGAGCUCGACAACGACAGCGUCUGUAAAGUAAUGAUGACAGAAGACACGCAAAUGUCUACAUCGAUUUUUACGUUCACAUCCUCUGUUUUGCCGUUAUAUUUAACAUAUAUAGAGAAUUAAAGGAAAUAUGUUGGAAGACAUAUUCGAAGGAGCAUAUUUUCCACGCAAUAGAAGGAAAUAAUUAAUAAUGUUAUAGCAUCGGCGCGUGUCAUCUAAGCGUAAAAUAUAGUUCUAGAUUUAUCAGAGCCUCGAGUUUCUGUUGCUCACACUCCUCGAUGAAAAGUACGCGCUUUCGUCUGAGGGAAUAGUUUUCACGGAAUGUUUUGUAAUCACGAACGAAAGAAUUAACUUCAAAGUUGGACAUGUUGCUUUCGAUUUUCAUAUAUGCUCGUUUCCGUAAUUGAUAAUGAUUACUUAUGCAUUUGCAUAAUCGCAAAUUCGGACAGAUUAAUUGUUGUUAGAGAAAUGCGCGAGUGCAUUCCCGUUACUGUAUUCGCUUAGCUCCUAAGUAUUGUCAUCUUGUGUCGGAUUUGAUGACAUGCAAAGAUCGAAAUCCCACAAGUACGAAUUUGAACUUGCGCGAGUGAAAUGUAAAGAAGUUUUUACCUGCAAUUAUACAUAUAUAGAUAUCGUAUCUAAGUUGUACGAAAUAAAUAGUCCCUCAUUCCGAGCUGGUUUCGUAUGAUGAUAGCGAGAGUUAUAGCGCUAAUUGUGUGACGCAGAUUAUUGCGACGUUUGUUACAACACACAUGGCCUCGGAUUAUAUGUAUAUUUGUAUGUAUGUAUGUAUAUAUGUAUAUAUAUAUAUAUAUAUAUAUAUAUAUAUAUAUAUAUAUAUAUAUAUAUAUAUCUACCACACACAUAUAUAGAUAUAUACGUACACAUAUGCGUGCUGUAAUUCCAAGUCUGAUUUUAUAUGUCGAGGAGAAGCAUCGCGUGGAACCGGUAAAUACGAAGAUGAUGUUAUAAAGAUAUGAAAAUUUUAUCGACGAGAUGCAUGGAAGAUGUAUGGAAGUUAUCACGCAAGAGGAAUGUGUGUGUGUGUGUGUGUAUAAUAGAGAUAUUGUUAUCCACUUCGACAUCGGGCUACAUUACGCGAUAUAAUGAUAUACAAGAGAGAUACACCAAUAAUAAUACGCAACUGCCAUCAACGUGAAUCAUACGAAGAUGUGAGAGCAUUUGUAUCAUGGUUCCACUGGUUCAAUCGCGGUUAGGUUUAUAAGAUUCAUCCGCUAAUGUCUAUACUUCCAUGGGGGAAGGUUUUCCGAUAGUCCCAAAGGUUGUGAGUAGCGACUGGGGGACGUGCAGGGCGCGUAAAAGACGUUGCGACGUAAGCGGCUAGUGAAAAAUGAGGAAGAAUAGAAUUUCAUUGUUCCUCUGCACACAUAAGGAAUACCUUUAUCGAAGAUUAAGAUAAUUUCCGGCAAACUUUAAUUGCAUAUAAGUUGCAUUCUACUAAUUCCGAGUCGUCGUAUCACCUCGUUCUGCCUCAAGCAAAUAACGUUAAACGAUUGGCGCGAGUGUAGUUUUGAAAAAAUUUUUCGUGAAAGCAAUGCUGUCUUUGCCUCGAUUUCUCUCGUUAGUGUGAAUUUCCUGUUAGAAUUACUACUACUUGUAUUCGAGUUUUCCGCAGAAUCGUUCAGAAUCACGCGACAGAUCCGUUGCGGAAGCUAGACAUUUUGUCUUUUGCCAUUGAUCACAGCUAGAACAGACUGGUUUAGGUAGAUUUUGUAAAUUAUGACUCACGAUACAUUUUAUAUUUGUGACAUAUGAAUUGAACGUACCCAUUUGGUGCAUGUAUGUUUUAUAUAUAUAUAUAUAUAUAUAUAUAUAUAUAUAUAUACACAUAUACACACAUAUACAUGUACAUACAUACACAUAUUAUAUACGUCGAGGUUCACUACGGAGGAUUUAUUGCUCGCAACGGAAUUCGAGGUGGAAUUUCGUUGUGUAAUUUCACCUGUCGUACACAAUAGAGCAGACACGUUUGUAAAGAUUUAUGGAUGUGUACAUAUACUGAGUUCCAAUCUGGUUGGAAUUCUUUUUUUUUAGAUGCAGUUUGGAACACCGUCAAUAAUCUAAUGAGAAAACUUGUGGGAAAUAAUAAAAAACAAGUUCUCUCGUUGCAAUAUUGAUUAUAUUUCAAACUGCAUCAAAAGAAGAGGGCUUAAAGAGUGCCAGUUUUGAAACCCAGUGUAGUACAUCUAUAAAUACAAUUUCGAGUAUUCGAAAAUACUCUCGAGAACAGGCAAAAUUCUAUCUCGAAUUCCCGAUCGCCCGAAGUGUACUUCACGAGACGAUAAACAUUGUCGCGGAGAUGUCGUCGCGUGUAAGUUAUACAUGUGCGUGUAUGUCGUGCGAAGUCUGAGAUUUGUACAUAUACUGUUUAAAUGUAGCUUUCAUAAACUCGUGGAAUUGGAAUUGUUUAUGUAUACAUUGUUUUUGAAUACACAUUUAUUCCAUAAAACGCGCUUUUCAUCGAACGAACGAACGAACGAACGAACGACAACCAGAACGGCUCUACUUGUGGUAAAUGGCAGUCUUUAUUAUGACCGAUAUCGUCGCCGCUAUGACACACAGCUAAUCGAUAUAAUUGACUUUCGUUGAGAGCCUGCGUGUAGUCUUUAAAAUAGCAGAACGCGCCAACAUGUUGUUGCAUAGACACGCCUUCAAUACUUAAUGUAAUGUAAUGUGCGUAAUCGAGAUUUCGGGUGGAGUAACACGUGUGCAAUCGUGUGUCAAUUAAGAGCGGCAGUAUUGCUCUUUACCUUACCUACCUAUUUGCUUAUUGUUUCCCUUGUGCGUUGUCGAACGUAUAUUUACUUUUUUACGUUACGACAUCUCCGUUCGCGGCGGGGACAUCGUUGUUGUAAAAUGUUACGGUUGGUUCGUGCAAUUGAUCCGUCUGAGAGCUCUCAAACAAUGAUAGACAAACUAUUACAGCAGAACGAUAAGCGUGUAGCGAGGAUGUUAAGAUUAGCCUUAAAGUUGAACAGAAGUAUUAAUUGAGCUGUAAAAUGUAUAGGAUGAUUUAUAUAAACGAUUCGCGCGCGCGCGUCUUGAUGUAACAUAUUAUAUACUGUACACGUUUCACGCACUUUCCACUUCAAAGUUGAUGUACGGGAAAUACGGAUUAUAAUGAUAUUAAUGAUAAUAAUUAUGUACACUGUAUAUUAUAUUAAUAUUACGAUUACUGUCUCACAUUAUUAUUGAUAUUAUAAUAAAGAAUAAUGCAAAUCAG
This is a messenger RNA of Odontomachus brunneus, 10292 nucleotides long. RefSeq lists its product as uncharacterized. Gene Ontology annotation, cellular component: endoplasmic reticulum exit site; ER to Golgi transport vesicle membrane. The record is from RefSeq and is a predicted model, not a curated record. The coding region runs from base 289 to 6945 and encodes 2218 amino acids. Lineage: Eukaryota; Metazoa; Arthropoda; Insecta; Hymenoptera; Formicidae. The transcript is spliced from 18 exons. Gene Ontology annotation, biological process: autophagy; Golgi organization; COPII vesicle coat assembly.